Cololabis saira (Pacific saury) is the source of this 984-nucleotide messenger RNA. Its product is annotated as trace amine-associated receptor 13c-like. Gene Ontology annotation, cellular component: membrane. The record is from RefSeq and is a predicted model, not a curated record. Lineage: Eukaryota; Metazoa; Chordata; Actinopteri; Beloniformes; Belonidae. Gene Ontology annotation, biological process: G protein-coupled receptor signaling pathway. The transcript has 2 exons. The coding region runs from base 1 to 984 and encodes 327 amino acids. Gene Ontology annotation, molecular function: trace-amine receptor activity.
AUGCAAACAAUAGAAGAAGAGGAACUUUGCUUUCCACAACUCCUCAACUCCUCCUGCAGGAAAACCAAACAGCUUCCCUCUGUAUCAACGCUGGUUUGCAUUAUACUAUCCACCAUCUCUGUCCUCACUGUGACUCUUAACCUGAUGGUCAUCAUCUCAAUCUCACACUUGAAGCAGCUCCACACUUCCACCAACCUCCUCCUCCUCUCUUUGGCAGUGUCAGAUUUCUUUGUUGGCUUCCUUGUUGUCUUCCAGAUCCUGCUCAUAGACGGCUGCUGGUACCUUGGUGACCUCAUGUGUGUUCUGUAUAAUAUUGUUGACUAUGUUAUUACUUCUGCCUCAGUAGAAACCAUGGUGCUCAUAUCAGUUGACUGUUAUGUGGCCAUUUGCAACCCUCUCCACUACCUGACGAAAGUCACUCCAAAACGAGUUCGGAUCGGUGUUGCACUAUGUUGGAUGUUUUCUUUCCUCUUUGUCUUUAUAGUAAUGAAGGAAAACCUUAAACAACCAGGCAGACACAAUGCCUGCUCUGGAGAAUGUGUGGUUGUUUUUGAUGAAGUUGCAGGUUUAGUGGAUAUUUUGUUCUUCUUUAUUAGUCCAGUCAGUGUCAUUGUAGUUCUUUAUGUGCGAGUGUUUGUGGUCGCCGUGUCUCAGACUCGGGCAAUGCGCUCUCAUGUUGCAGCCGCCACGCUUCGGGGAUUAGUAAGGGUUACUGUGAAGAGAUCUGAGCUCAAAUCUGCCAGGACCCUUGGAGUUAUUAUAGUUGCCUUUCUAAUCGGCCUAUGCCCAUAUUUAUUUCUCACAAUAACAGGUCAGGAGACUAUUGUGAGUGCCUCAUCUGCUGUCUAUGUUUUGUUCUAUUUUAACUCCUGUUUAAAUCCUAUGAUGUAUCUCCUGUUUUACCCCUGGUUCAGGAAAUGUGUAAAACUAAUCGUCAGCCUUCAAAUAUUGAAACGUGAUUCCUGUGAGGUCAAUGUAGCAUGA